AUGGAUAAUCGAAUGGAAGAAGACGGAGAGUUAAAGUCGGAUGUGGAGACGUCGUCGGAUGAAAAAGCAACGGAUUCUGAAACGGACAAACGGAAAAGGACCGACUCGGAACUAUCGUUGAAAGGUGGGGUGAGAAGAAGAGAAAGGUGUUUAAAUGGAGUUGGUUUCAGACAAGAAAAAGAAGCACAAAAAGGAGAAGAAACACAAGAAAGAGAAAAAACAUAAGAAAGAGAAGAAACACAAAAGAGAGAAGGAGAGAAUUGAAGAUGAACCACCGACGAAGAAAAGAGUCGUUGAUGAGGGAACGUUGGGAAACGGGAAAACAAGAAGUGGAAGCUCGGAGAGAAAGGAAAGAAAAGAACGAAGCAGAAGUCGAGAUAAGAAGGAAAGAUCGAGAAGUCCGCAAAAAAGGGAACGGUCGAGAAGUGCUGAAAGAAGAGAUCGAGAGCUGAGAGAACGGAGAGAAGCAGAGAAAAGAGAACGGUCUCGGAGCAGAGAAAGAAGGGAAGCGCAGAGAAGAAGAGACGUCGAGCAUAGGAGAGAUAAUCGGACAGCGGAUCGAGGAAGACGGUGAGAGCGGUAUCAAUUAAAUUAAUUGAAUCAAUCUUCUUUGCUUCCAGAGAUAAAACACCGGAAAGAAUUCGUACAACUCGAGACGACCGUCGGGAAGUCAGGAGGGACGACAGGUAUUCGGGUCGGAACAGAUCAAAAGACAGAAGAAGCCCGGAAAGAAGACGUGACUCGGAUAAGCGAAGCGAAAGGAAGAAAGAGAAUACGAACGACGUCGAAUGGAACCUCGAUUCCGAUUCGGAAGGCGAGCAGAGAAAGAUUGAGGAGAGCAGAAAGCGACGAAUGCAGAUUAUGAAAAACUUGGAGGGAAGCACUGGAGAGAAUGUAAAUAUCCAGAUGAAUGGCGGCGUUCAAUCCUGUUCCUUCCAGAGUCCGAGAGUAAGCAGCAGUCCGCGAAGUGAAGUGGCGAAUAGGGGAGACAAGAAAACUGACAAUACUGAGGAUAGCAGUUCCGAUUCUGGAGACGAGGAAGAUCGGCAAUUGGCAGAGGCUAGAGAACUCAUCAAAGCGGUUUGAGCUGCAAACAUGAACAGAAAUACGGAAUUCAUUUCAGACUCGUUUUGGAAGUGAGCACGGGAGUGGAACAUCGACUCCAGUUAGUUUCCAGUCCGACAACGACACUCCGACAGAUUUCUUCACUGGACUUCGUGACAAAAUGGUACAUAUCAAGGAUGCGGAUGAGAAGAAUGUAGACGAAGAACUGAAUCGAGUGAAAGAAGAAGAGCACAAAGAGGAUUGGCAGACGAAGCUAAAUGAAAAGUUGAAGGCAGAAGAGGAGGCGAAGGCGAAAGCUGAAGCUGAGGCAAAAAAGAAGGACGAGGAGAAGAAGGACGAUACGGGAUUCGAUAUGUUCGCUGAUAACGAGGAACUACCACAGGACAGCACGACCAUCGACGGGCACAAAGGAGCAGUUCAUGAUACUCUGAAAGACAAUUGGGACGACGUCGAAGGAUAUUAUCGAGUUCGAAUCGGAGAACUUCUUGAUACUCGCUAUCGUGUCGUCGGAUUCACCGGAGCUGGAGUAUUUGGAAAUGUGUGCAGAUGCACCGAUCAAACUAAGAACAACACGGUCGCCGUGAAGAUCAUCAGAAACAACGAAAUCAUGUACAAAACAGGACUGCGAGAGCUGGAAGUUCUUCGGAAAUUGAACGAAGCCGACAAGGAGGACAAGUACCAUUGUCUCCGUCUGUUCCGCACCUUCAAACAUCACAACCAUCUCUGUCUUGUCUUCGAGAAUUUGAGCAUGAAUCUUCGCGAGUUGCUCAGAAAGUACGGUCAAAAAGACGGUCUGCAUCUAAAGGCCGUUCGCAGUUACGCACAGCAGCUUCUUCUCGCUCUCCGUCUUAUGAAGAAACUUGAGUUCGUUCACGCCGAUAUCAAACCGGAUAAUAUUCUGGUGAACGAAUCGAAAUUGACCCUGAAGCUGUGUGAUUUCGGAUCAGCCGGACGAGUGAACGAGCAGGAACUGGCUCCGUAUCUCGUUUCCCGGUUCUAUCGUGCUCCCGAAAUCAGUGAGUCAUAGAUAUUCUUAUUUGUUCAUCACUUCAUUUUCAGUGCUUGGCGUUCGACACGACUACGCAAUCGAUUUGUGGUCUGUGGCAGUCACCUUGUACGAAGUUUACACUGGAAAGAUCAUGUUCCCGGGACGCUCGAACAACCACAUGCUGAAAUUAUUCACAGAUGUGAAGGGAAAAUAUCCGAACAGAUUGGUCAGAAAGUCGCAAUUCAAGGAUCAGCACUUUGACGCGAACUGCAAUCUUUUGUACCACGAGGUCGACAAAGUGACCCAAAGAGACAAGGUCAGUCGGGAUUCCUCCACAUUGUACAUAUCCACGUUUGCAGAUAUCUGUUCUCGCCAACUUGAAACCAACUCGCGAUUUGGAGACAGAAUUGAUCGCCGGACAACGUUUAACCCGUGAGCAAAUGGAGCAGGUGAGUAAGCCAUUUGGAGUAGUGGGUAACCACUCCGUCCGCCUCUCAACGCAAAACGGUUCGAUUCCGCUCCUUGUUCCUCGCCGCUUUGUAAACUUUCUGAAGCGGAGAUUUUAUGAGAGCGCAUAUAAAGAAACGGUCAUUAGCGGUGCUCAUCUUCGGUUAAUUUUCACGAUAUGGCUGAUUGGGUUCUGACCACAAUUGACUCUUUUUUCAGGUUCAAUCGUUCCGCAGUCUCAUGGACGGAAUGCUCGCCCUCGAUCCCAGCAAGAGAAUCACCUGCAACGAAGCUCUCAAACAUCCAUUCUUCACUCUUCACAUCAAAUAA
Molecule: messenger RNA, 2830 nt
Organism: Caenorhabditis sp. 36 PRJEB53466
Lineage: Eukaryota; Metazoa; Nematoda; Chromadorea; Rhabditida; Rhabditidae
Source: the annotation of a GenBank genome assembly